UUUAUGCACGCGAACCCGUCUAACGUUAUUGUUAUUUCGCAGUUAUAUAAAGUGGCAAAUUAUCGUUCCUGAAUAGGUGGCGCCGUGGUAGCCGAUCCUGUUCUUCAACUUCCGGUUUCUGCACUGUGCAACUAUUACAGUUGCAUUUUUAAUUAACGAUGCCAAGUACUUGUUGUUGUGUACCUAGAUGUCAUUUAAGAGGAGGACAUGCAUUUCCAAGUGACUUAAAAAGAAGGAAAAGUUGGAUCAACGCCAUGGCCCAUACGCAGGUUGGACGAGAACACGAUGAAAUCGUGGAGUCCAUCUCAAUCAGCUGUUGUUUGCAAGGCACAUUUUACUGAAAAAGACUACGUGCAGGAAACUAUUCAUGGGCGCAAACCCACCAUACAGAGACUUAAGUCUACUGCCAUUCCCAGCCUAUUUUCCUGGACCAAGCAAGAGACUGAAUCGUCCGCAAAAAGAAAAAUCAGGGCAGUUUCCUGUGAAAACAAAAGAACUAAACUUGAUGAAUAUUGUAGUAGAAAUCUAGAGGAAAGUUUUGAUUGUAAAGUUGGUUUUCCUGAAGAAGUCAUUCAUACUGCAGACAGGAUUUAUGACUGUCCACCACCAACUACCGAGCUAAUGUUGAGCUUCACAGAUGGAAUUACGCAAACACCAUCAAUGCCUAUAUUUUCAGCAGAGAAUUUUGAAAUGAAGACACGUGACACAGCCACGCACUUUUAUACCGGUUUAGAGUUGUAUACUAAAUUUUUAUUUGUUUUGACCACACUUGGUCCAGCAGCACAUUGUUUGAGAUAGAUAUAUUUUCAAAUUGAUAGGGUGUCAUUUGAAAAUCAGUUUUUUUAUGACUUUGAUGAAAUUGAGGCAUUAUACAACCAACUUUGAACUGUCUAGAUUCUAGAUUGAAACUAGUGUUAAGAAUAUUGUGUAAACAUGGAUUGUUAAUUAUGUCUAAACAGUGGCGUGAGGCUAACACUUGGCCAUUUAGUGGUUUAGUCAGGUAUUUUUCGCCAUCCAACUUCAAAUUAAAGUUUCCUACAACUUGGAUUAUUAUUGACAGCACAGAAUAUCCCGUGAUAAAACCUAAAGCUCCUAGAGCUCAGGCAACCUUUUCAUCAUAUAAAAACAGAAACACUGAAAAUACUUGUAUGUUCAACACCUGGUGGUUUAGUCAACUAUGUCUCUAAUGCAUAUGUUGGUUGUACCAGUGACUGAAAUAGUUGAAAGAUGUAGAAUAGUUCAAUUAUGUGAUCCAGGUGACAGUCUGAUGGCAGACAAAGGUUUAAAUGUGCAAGAUUUGUUUGCUCACUUUUUUUCAAAAAAAGAAACAGAAUUAGUUUGAAAACUCUUAUACAGGAUAGAAAAGUCUCCAAUUAACAUGUGCACAUAGAGCUAAUUAUUGGACUUGGCAAAACAUACAAAAUUCUAAUAAAUCCUAUGAAUGGAACUAAAACAAAACUUUCAUCUCAAAUAACAUUUAGUUGUUUUAUGUUGUGUAAUUUUAGAACUUGUAUUGUGCCAAAGGAUGCAUAAAUAAAAGUGACGCAAUGAA
Mytilus californianus (California mussel) is the source of this 1552-nucleotide messenger RNA. RefSeq lists its product as uncharacterized. NCBI's taxonomy places the organism in Eukaryota, Metazoa, Mollusca, Bivalvia, Mytilida, Mytilidae. The coding region runs from base 286 to 798 and encodes 170 amino acids. The transcript has 2 exons. The record is from RefSeq and is a predicted model, not a curated record.